AUUCGAGGUGCGGUCUCACCAGUGCUGAGUACAGAGGGAGAAUCCCCUCCCUGGACCUGCUGGUGACCCCAUUUCUGAUACAAAAGUGAGACCAGCCACAGCUGGGAUCCAUCCUGCAGCAGCGCGUGCUGGAGAGCGUGCCAGCAUGGGCAGUGCUUGCCGUUCCCACAGCCCAGCACGACCUCAGGUUGCUGAUCACCUCAAAUCCUGUGCUUAGUUUUGGGCCCCUCAGUACAAGGACACCAACUGCGUCUGGAGAAGGGAAAGGAGCUGGGAAGGGUCAGGAGAACAGGGGUUGUGGGAGCGGCUGAGGGCCCUGGGGGUGUUUAGCCUGAAGAAGAGGAGGCUGAGGGGAGACCUCAUCGCUCUCUGCAGCUCCUGGAAAUGUUGGAGCGAGGUGGGUGCUGGGCUCUGCUCCCGAGGAACAAGGGAUGGGAUGAGAGGAAAUGCCUUCAAGUUGCACCAGGGGAGGUUUAGUUUGGAUAUUAGGAAAGAUUUCUUCACUGAGAGAGGGUUGAAGCCCUGGCAGAGGCUGCCCAGGGCAGUGGUGGAGUCUCCAUCCCUGGAGGGGUUCAAAAAACGUGUAGACGUGGCACUUUGUGACAUGGUUUAGCAGACACGGUGGGGUUGGGCUGAUGGUUGGACUGGAUGAGCUUAGAGGGCUUUUCCAACCUUAAUGAUUUUGUGAUCCAGGCUUGAGGGAGAGGAUGGCUGGCACUGGAAAUGCCGGGCAGAAAUACCCUGCCAGAGCUCGGGGUGUUCCCAGCAAAACAAAGCCUUAGUCAAGGGAUGGGGGCUGUUUGCAGAACACGGGGAGUGAAGGAAAGCUGCUCAGGCUCAAGGACAGAUGGGUGUAAGCUGGCUACAAAUAAACUAGAUACGGUAAGGCUGUCAGAGCUGUGGGGGAACAGGCUUCCCACGGGAAUAGCAGGAGCAGGAUGGCCAACGCAUCGCUGGUGUGGUGUUGUCCCCAGGGAGGGACGUGAGGAAGGGUUGAUCCAGCGGGUCCCCCCUGUCCUCCGCUCCGUGUCUGGUCAGGCUGCCAGCCCGUGGGGCCCUUGGCUGGGCUCUUGCGUUUCAUAGAAGCAAUGUUUGUGGUGGGUUCAUGUUCCGUGGGUACUUAAAGUAGAGGAGCCUGAAAAGCUGUACUCUGUUCUUCCAGUCGAGAAGAAAUGAUCUGCAUCAUUAACUGGAAGCAGCAUCUCCUCUGUCCUUCCUGUUACUGGUAACCAACUCCACUGAAGUGUUACACAUGUCCCUGCUCCCACAGGGCCUCCACUGGACGCUGGUGACUCCAUCAGAUCUUGAACUUAAGCCCAGUAAACUUGGCUGAAGUUAUUUCUAAAGCCUUUAUUUUUCUCCUGAUCUAUAAACGUCGUUAUUCCAGCAAGCCCUAGCAUGGAUGCGAUCUCUGCAGCCUUGGGGAAUGUCUCUUCCCACAUGAGAACAGCUAGUUUGGUUUGAGCUGUUUCCGUGGCACAGAAAGGCUUUACUAAACCAGCAACGGUGAGCGUGGGACAGCUUUGUGCUGCACUGGCCCAAAGGCUCCUGGCGCCGCUGUGGGUGGUGGAGAUGCUGGGGCAGAGCGCAGCCUGCGGGGUGUCCUCCCUGGGAAGCACACACUGGGCUCCGCGUGCCGUUGGAGUCUCUGCCACCAGAUUCCAAGCCCCAGCGGUGCCAUGGGCAGAGAAGUUUUAUUUCUCCUUUGCAAGACAGAGGGAGCAAAGUCGGCUUUGCCGAAAAUAGUGGGUAAAGCCAAGAAAGACCAGCAGCGGGAGUCCUUGUUCUGUGCUUCUGGGAUUGUGUUUGGAUGCAAAAUGCUUCUGUUUAGUGGCUGGAUCUUCCCAACUCCGCUCCCUGUGCCCGGGUAGCACGACCCUGCUCAGCUCAGAAGGGCUCUCUGGGCAGGACACACUGCGGGCUCCGCACUCUCCUGCUCAGGGCAGUUUUGCCUCUGUGCAGUGGGGCUGCCAACCAGCUCUGGAGAGCCAGGCUGCUGCUCUGCUCUGCCCUGUGAGCCGAGGAUUGCUUUGCUUUGCUUUGCCCUGCUUUGCCCAUGUUGCUUUUGAAAGGGAAUCCGUACCAGGGCAGUGAUGGGUGUCCUGGGGCAGCUCCCAACUCCACAUGCCAGGAAAGCCACGUGCCCUCCUGCUCCCCACGAAGCGCUCUGGCAGAGCUCCUGCCCAUCACAGAGGGGUUGGAACUGGAUGGUCUUGAAGGUCCCUUCCAACCCAAACUAUUCUAUGAUUCCAAAUCGGCUGGGGCAGGGUUUGUGCUUCUCACUUUAAGACAAAGGAAAGCGCGGGAGGAAUGGCUUCUAAGAGGCUUAAACAGCAACAGGCUUUCUUUUCCUCCCGGGAAGGGCACACAGCCAACAUCUUGCUCGUUACGGAUCUGUUUUAAUAAGCAGAAUAUUGCAUUAAGGGUGGCUGAGUCUGCCAAGCACGAGCAGAACAGCUCUGCAGCCCCUGUGGCUUCCUUCACCCCAGUGCACGCGUGGCGCUCGGAUCCACGGGCCAUCACCCUCGCCGUUGCUUUUCCUGCUGGUCGGGACAGCAGGAUUAAUGGCUGGCUCAGCCCGGGGCUGUUGCCUCCUCUCACGGUUGUUCCUAGAGCAGCUGGUGCAGCGUGGGAGCCUCUUGGUCUCCUGGGUUUCCUCGCCAGCUGCUUUGAUGACGGGGGCAGUAAGGCCUGUGGGUGCUGAAAGGCGUUGUGUGAUGGAAAGACAGCAUCCAAGGAGUAACGGGAGGAGAUCUGUGACAUUAGAAAAGCCCUGGGUUCAGCUGGCCUGCGAGGGCGAGGAAAGCUCCCCCUGGGCCGGUGUCCCAAGGCGGAGGGUUGGGAAUGCUCCGCUUGGGCUGGGCUCACACAGGAGGUGUGGGGACAGGGGUCUGAGGCUCUUGGGUGCUCUGGGCAGGUUGGUUGGCUGCUUUCAGAAGAAUAAAUCCUCCUUUUCUUUACAACCUAAGUGAAGCUAAAAGGAGCACAGCCCAGUUUGUAGCUUUGUAGGUCACUGAAGGAGAAGGAGGGCUCUGCAGCGCUGCACUUUGGGUGCGCUCGGUGCUGCGCAGCUCUGCUCUGCCGGCUGCACAGGGGCUCACCUUCCCCCGCCUCGGAAGGAAGAAGCUGGAGAGAGAAGCUGGAGGGAGAUGACCUCCACCAUACGAUGCUCCGAAGCCGUGUGUGCAGCACGCCCCUCCAGACCCCUGGGGAGAAACAUUAGCCAGUAAAUACAGACAUCCCAGGAGACCUUGUGUCUUUGCUCAGCUCCGGGAGGGAUCAGCGAGGGGUUCUGGCGCUCCUCCCUGGACCUGUGACCUGAUUAGAUUCCCUGCUACCUUGCAGGAGGCUGCUCGGAGCGUGAGCUAGAAAAGCAGGAGCGGAAUAAAGCAAAGCCAAGCAGGUUGGGGAAGGGUGGAUCUACCUUCCCGUGCUUGCCAAGGCCUUGGCUCGCUUGGCCCAGCAGCCGGAGGUGGCCGUGCUCCUCUCCGGACUCACCUGCAAUGCAGGCAGUGCUGGGCAGCGCUCGCUGGCCCGGUGCCCGCCAAGCCUGGAGUGGGAUCUGUUGGAUGGACCAAGAAAGCACCACCCUCCCAACUGGUGGGGGAAACCGGCUUCCAACCUGCGCUGUUCAGAAGAACUGCUUUUCCCGGCUCUGCCGAGGCCUCUGAGCUCCUUGCUGUGAGGAAGAGGACAGGGCCACGCCAUGUCCAACGACCCCCCGCCACCCUACCCAGGCGGCCCCUCGGCACCGCUGAUCGAAGAGAAGCACGGCCCACCCCCCGCGGCCGAUGGUGUCGCCCCUGUGGUGGGACAACCCCAGGGGGUUCCCGUCCCCCCUCCUGAAUUCGGGCCACCCCCCUACGAGCCUCCCUCGCAGCCCGGGUUCAUGCCCCCCCACAUGCCCACAGAUGGCUCUGCGCCCUAUGUGCCCCCCGCAGGUUAUUACCCACCUCCAGGCCCUCACCCCCACAUGGGCUACUACCCUGCCCCGGGCCACUACCCCUCUCCUGGAGGCCACACAGCGACUGUCCUUGUCCCGUCCGGGGCGGCCACCACGGUGACGGUGCUGCAGGGAGAGAUCUUCCAGGGCGCCCCGGUGCAGACCGUGUGUCCCCACUGCCAGCAAGCCAUCACUACCAAGAUCACCUACGAGAUCGGGCUCAUGAGCUUCCUUCUUGGCUUAUUCUGCUGCUUCGUGGGGUGUGAUCUCUGCUGCUGCCUGAUCCCCUGCCUCUUCGAUGACUUCAAGGAUGUGACGCACACAUGUCCCAACUGCAAGGCCUAUAUCUACACGUACAAGCGCAUGUGCUAACAGCACCCCGGGAGCCUGAGGAAUGACACCAGCCUCUCUCCCGCUCUGUCCUCAUCCACGCGUGUGCAACGCUCCUUCGCUUCACCCUCCGGUGGUGUGUGUGUGUCCGUGUAUCCUCGCUCCCUCCCACCCAGAGCUGCCCACCUUCCCUAGGCUUCGCUCCUCCCUGUGAAUGGUUGGGUUGGCGAUGCCACAUGGGUGUGCCGGGGAGGGGGGGCGCAGGCCCAGAGGCCGUGUAGGGCCACACAGGAGUGGGGGAGCCAUCCCUCUGCACCCCGUUAUGCGCCAGGGUGCUGGAGCAACCUGGAGAAGAGCUGCAGCUGCUGGAUGCGCCCACCACUCACUGCCCCACGGCACAGGGGUGCCUGGCUGCAGGCAGGGGCACCCGAGCAGCGCACACAGGAGAGGUGGCACAGCCCCUGGGGUGCUUUUAGGACAGGGCUUGCUUGUAGCUCAGCGGUGAGCAGACGCAGAGGGUGGUUCAGGGCCCUCUGCAGCCAGGUGAGCAUGCAGCCAGCAGGCAAAGCCCCUUCCCAGGCAGAGCUGUGCUUGAGGAAUGGUGUGGGAGGACGGCAGCAGCACUGCACCCUUCAUCAGCACCUCCGUCCUGCAAGCGCAGCCACGGCUGCAUGCGCCCCUGCUAUGGCUCUUUUGGGGAAAGGAAAGCCCCUGGCAGGUCCUCACCCACCCAGCACAGCCAGCGAAACCGCAUCCGGCAUGGCGCUCCCUGCCCCGGCGCUGUAGAUUAGUGGGGUUUGUUGCCAGGUUGCAGUUCCGACGCAGCCCCAUGCCCACCGCUCCGAGCCCGGCAGGGUCUGUGGGCACACACCCCGCAGCACCCAACCUGCUGCCACCGCAGCUGCACCCCGAGGGUUCCCUGCAUGUGGGUGUGAGGGGGUAUUUUUUAGCUCACUCGAUACAAGGCAGAAGGAAGGGGGCAAGUGGGCAUCGAUAGGAGCUGCCAGCACUAUGACAGACGAGAGGACCUGGGAGCUGUUUUCAGCCUCUCCAAGGCUGCUGCGGCUGCUCUUCCUCCCUCUUGGAACAAGGCAGCAGAUCUCUCAGUAUGCAGCGAGUGGCUGCUCAGAGGGGGAACUGGGGCACUAGUCUGUGUUUUUAUGUAAAUAAAUAACAGACCCUGAA
Molecule: messenger RNA, 5458 nt
Organism: Cuculus canorus (common cuckoo)
Lineage: Eukaryota; Metazoa; Chordata; Aves; Cuculiformes; Cuculidae
Gene: CDIP1
Product: cell death inducing p53 target 1
Exons: 6
Coding region: 3707-4315 (202 amino acids)
Biological process (GO): tumor necrosis factor-mediated signaling pathway; intrinsic apoptotic signaling pathway in response to DNA damage by p53 class mediator
Molecular function (GO): zinc ion binding
Source: RefSeq, a predicted model, not a curated record